CGUCUUCACAGCUGGAGAACCAGCCGGCUCGUCGUAACGCCACGAAACCACACGAAACAAGUGUUUUUUAAACGAGGAAACUCGCCAUUUGUGUUCGUUUUAAGCAUUUUAAAGGGAUUCGAGGCGUGGGUGGUUAGGUACCGUGUUUUUUCCUCUGUAUUUGGUCGCUGGAGGAGGGGUUCGGUGAGGCUUGCCAAGCUAGCGAGCGACAUUACGCAGAGACUGGCUUAACUAGUUUAAAUGAUGGUUAAAGUGGAUAAAGUUGUCUUAAACUCAAUUCGGGGAUAAACAACAACAGGUGAAACAACUCUGUGUAACAAGAAAAGCGAUGUUCUYGCUAAAAAUCCUAAUAUCUCCUGUCUCACAGUGUACUACUUGUACCAAAUGUUAGCAUCUGUGCUAGCUUAGCCAUAGUCCGUGGAUGUGAAGAAAGCGUUCCCGAGUCUCAAAAGCUGCUGCUGCUGUGAAAGGAAACGAGAAAAAAAAAAAAAAAAAAAAAAAAAAAAAUCAGAGGAAAUCCCCCAAAAGGAAAUGCCAAUCGCAGCCGCUGGACAACCAACGACCCAGGAGCCCAGAGUUUGCCCCCGGCUGCCCUCCACCCCGGAUCCUGUCCCUAAAGGGGCUGAUUUAUUCGACGAGGCAGGGGCGGAGGCAGGGGCGACGGUGCGUUCAGAGUACGGAGGCGCAGAGGGGGGCAGAGGACUGGGGGGCUACAGUUUCAGCCAAAGCGGGGUGAGGAGCUUUGCAGAACCGCUAAGGUCGACCAACGGCUCUCCGCCACAGUCCCCGGCCGCAACCUCUUCAUUUUUCCUCCAUCUCCCCCACCAAAUGACCAUGGAGCCCCCUAGGACUCGAUCGCGCUCUCGCUCCGGAUACUACCAGCAGUAUGGUGUUGGGAAUAACAGCGGAGUGUCAAAUCACCUCCAGCAGCAGCAGCAGCUCCAUCCCCAGCAGCAGCAGCAGCACGGUGCCGGGUGCGCACCACUCGCAGCUCACAGCAAUCACUCCGAGAACCAGCAGCGACCACCAGGAAGCACCGUCCCCCCCAGCAUUCAGAGGUUCCCCUCUGUUCCUGGAGUGCAUCACAUCCCAGUGGCAGGGGCCUCUGGUGGAGCAUAUCACUGCCAUCCUGACCAUGCAUAUGGAGAGGAGAGUGAUAAGAGCGAGGAAAGCCCCAGUCCAAAGCGCCAGAGGCUGUCCAGUCAGCCCGUCUUAGAACAGUUGACCUCAUCUGCACCCCCACCAUCCACCCCGUCUCCCCCCAUCCGGCCUUGGGAGUCGGGGCCCCCGAGUCGCCGACAGCCUCACCCUCACCCGCUGUAUCACCAGGAGAGGUGCCUGACUCCUGCACGGCUCAGACGAAGCCCGCCAGCGAGGCGUCAGCGUGGCCGUCUCUCCAGACCUCUCCGUCACCUGCCUCCACAUCACCACGCUUCUGCUCAAGGCCCUACAGCUCGCCUGUCACCAUCCGAGCUUCAGGAUGAAAACUACCACCACAGCUCUCACCCCUCCACACAACAGACGUACACGUCGCACGCUCCGAGCAACUAUGCUCAGCCCCCUGCGGUCGGUGGUGGGGGUUCGGACGAGCCCCGAGCCUUUCACCCCCCGACUUUGUCGCCUCAAGUACUGCACCCGGCUGCUCACCACCACCCACAUCAUCAUCAUCAUCAUCACUCCCACCAGCAGCAGCACCAUGCAACGCAACAGCAAGGGGCGAUGGUGAUGGACCUUCACGAGCGGCUGCAGCAGAGCAGUGUUCCAGUCUCCUACACGGUGACCCCAGUCCCUCCACACGGCCUCGCAGCGCCUUUGUGUGGCGGUCAGCAUCUUCCCCCUUCCUGCUCCUCACAGCCACAAGUCCCCGCCUGCAGCGUGGUCUUCAGCACUGGACAACACUACCAUCCGAUGUUGCAGGCGUGUUCCAUGCAUCAUUUGCCGGUUCCCUACACCUUUCCAUCUCUACUGUCUAGUGACCCUCAGUUCCUGAUAACUCCUUCACCUCAUCUGUCUCACCACCCGCCCCACCUCCCAACACACGCACAGUUCCUGCCUUUCCAGACGCAACCGGCACGAUCGCCCUUACAAAGGAUUGAAAAUGAGGUUGAUAUUGUGGGGGAGCAGCUUCCUGUUGCUGGAAGCUUCAGCUACGCCCAUCAUCACCAUCACCACCAUCACCAGCCUCCCACCACGCUGCCGCCCUCUACUCCGCUCCAGUUCCUGUCACACCAUGACCCCCUGUCACAAGAGCUCUUUACAGUGCCAUAUCCCCACUUCAUGCCUCGUCGCUUCACGAGCCGACGUUACCGCUCCCAACAGGCUGUGCCCCCCUCUCCCUAUCACCCCAGCUUCCUGCCUUACUUCUUGUCUAUGCUUCCUGUGCCCCCAAAUGUGGCUCCUGCUAUCAGUCUGGAACUGGAUGUGGAUGAUGGCGAGGUAGAGAACUACGAGGCCCUGUUGAACCUCGCUGAGCGUUUGGGAGAGGCCAAGCCCCGCGGUCUCACCAAGGCCGAUAUCGAACAGCUUCCGUCGUACAGGUUCAACCCCAACAACCAUCAGUCAGAGCAAACACUGUGUGUGGUGUGUAUGUGCGACUUUGAGUCUCGCCAGCUUCUUCGGGUGUUGCCCUGUAAUCACGAGUUCCAUGCUAAAUGUGUAGACAAGUGGCUGAAGGUGAGUGAGGACACACUUUUUAUUUGGACAAAACAAAUAAGGCAAAUCAGAUUUACAGCCAUUCCCAGGUUGCUUUGAUUCCAGCAGACAGAGACGAAUGUGUCUUUUUGUAUUUGUCUGUAGAGCUUGCUUGUAAAUAAUUAUGUUGGACAUAAAGUUUCAAUCGGUCUAAUCUUCUUGUCUUGUUCUAGGCUAACCGGACCUGCCCUAUCUGUCGAGCCGAUGCCUCUGAGGUCCAGCGGGACUCUGAGUGACCUCAGAUUAACACAGUCCCUGACUCCCUUUUGGAUGCACCAAUCAAUCUGUAAACUCACAUAAUCUGUCAUGUGAUGGGGACCACUCCUAAUGAAUCUUUAAUUAUUCAUCCCAUUGUCACCGAACUGGAACUCUCACCAGGAAACAGCAUUUAGGUGCGUCAAGACUUUCUACUCACUCCUGCUCAGUGUGUUACUGGACUUUUUAGGCCCUGUGUAUUUUAUUUUUUAAUUUUUUUACUCCUAUCCUGCCACCUAGUGAUGGUUACUAUGAAUGGCCUUUGAAACAACUCCAUCCAUUUCGAUGUUUUUCUUUUUUUAAUGUUAUUGUGAACCUUUUCUAAUUUACAUGACCUGUAAAAAAGAUCWAAACUUUUAACAGAAAGUGUAAUUCCAAAGAUCAUGAUGGAAACUUUACGAUUAUUCUAAUCAAGCUUUUAAACCUUGUCGUUGGGAGGUUUUUUAUUUUUAUUUUCUAUUUGACUGAUUAUUAAUUUAUAAUUUCUUAUAAUUCUUGAACUCGUCAGAGUCAAAGCGGUCUGUAGAAGGUGAAACAAAGAUACUGUUCAUUGUGUGGAAUGAUACACUUUUAUUCUCUUUAUAGAAAAGUGUGUUUCAGUGAGUUUGUGAGAUCAUUUGGUUUUGGCUGCUGUUUGUAGAAAAGUGUGUUAAAUGUGCUUUUUUAACUCGCCUCUCCUCCUACAGACUGGUUUGGACCCACGAGCUCAGAGUAACUUGUGACAUUUUUAGCCCAGUUUUAACUCAAAGAUGAAGCCCAAGGUCUUUCUUUUCCUUUAAAAAAACAUUAAACAUCAAUCUUUAAAUGAAGUUUUGAAUUGUGACCAUAUGGAUUUAUCAUUACCCACAGCUGACAUAAAAUUGUGUUGUUGUUUUUUUCUUUGACUAAGUUAUUUAAAAUGUGAUUGUGUCUUAUUUUUUUUUGCUUGCCCUCUGUGUAUGUUCUGUAGAUAUCAAUCUCCUCUUUUCUCCAUCACUUACAGGGAACAACCUUUAGAGACUUGGACGGUCUUAACUAGCUCUAGUAUGUUUCACUGGCGGAUUUGACACUUCAGCACUUUAAAUGAUAGAUUUUAAGACCCAGGCUGACUCUUUUCAUUCUGAGCAAACCACAGUUUUCAGUCUCAAAUUUCUACAGGAACACAGUGGAUCAUCACCAUUUCUUUUAUAUUCUUAUUGCUCACCAGAUUGCCCCCUAAUGGUUUUGGUCUCUGUAAAGUAGUUUUCACAUAAAACCCCUGGAGAUGUUUGAGACAGUUUGGUUGCAGUUUUUGACAAGAGUUUGCACAUCACCUUACCUGCUGACCUUCCAGAACAUCCAGGCAGGCUGGAUUUAAAAUGAGCAAAUCCUGCAGACAGUUGUGCUCACUAGGUAUUUUGUUUGAUCAUAAUAAAACUAAAUGAUUGCAGAAUGUGUGCUACAAAAGUGUCAGUAUCAUGUCGGCAUGUCCCAAUUCACAACCUAAUAUGAGAUAUUUAGAAACUUCUGGAACAACUGUAAAAAAUAAAAUAAACUAAAAUAGGCACUUAAAGUGGCUUGGACCUGAGGUGCCUUUUAUACGCCUGUGUCAGCUCCAGGUUCAACACUGAUCUCACCGUAAUCACCACUUUAGAGCAUCUACACCAGUAUAUUUGUCCAAAGCUGACUUUUGUUUUCCAGCAAGUGCAACCAAACAAAUGCAUCAGUGUAAAAAAAAAAAAAAAACCCUAUAAAAAUGUGUCCAUGUACAAAAUCAUGUAUCAGCCAUGGGAAUCAAUAGAAGAUGUAAUUUUUAGAGGUCAUUUUUUGUGAUUGUAUGCAUCCAUUUUGUGUUAUAGGAUUGUUUUCUCUCUUUUUUUGCCUUUUAUUUUGUUUUUUUCUUGGUACACUAGUUAUUACCUCAGUCCCAUUAUUUAUGUCUUCUGAGAGAAUGGCGAAACCGGUCUGAUUAGUGCUCUGGUUUUGCUGAUGUUUUUAUGCAGAUUGCUGGGUUGUUUGUACAUUUUCCUUCACUUUAUGAAACUGUAUUAUUAUGAUGGUGUCAUAGUAGUUUCAUUAUGUAUUAUAUCUGUAACCAAAAUCGUUUGAAGGCUUGUUACGAUGAGAAUGGAAAUUUUUAACAAACAUUUGUACAUUUUGUAUGAGAGUUACUUAUGGUAAUACUUUAUUAAGUAGUGCAAUGAUUUUUUUAAUCCCUUACCCCACCUUUUGGAUUUCAAAAGCUGGUUCGAUAAUAAAUAUAUAACGUUCUCUUUUAA
Austrofundulus limnaeus is the source of this 5183-nucleotide messenger RNA. RefSeq names its product ring finger protein 38 (gene rnf38). The record is from RefSeq and is a predicted model, not a curated record. Gene Ontology annotation, molecular function: ubiquitin protein ligase activity. The coding region runs from base 532 to 2751 and encodes 739 amino acids. NCBI's taxonomy places the organism in Eukaryota, Metazoa, Chordata, Actinopteri, Cyprinodontiformes, Rivulidae. The transcript has 12 exons. Gene Ontology annotation, biological process: protein ubiquitination.